Molecule: messenger RNA, 1674 nt
Organism: Rotaria sordida
Lineage: Eukaryota; Metazoa; Rotifera; Eurotatoria; Philodinida; Philodinidae
Source: the annotation of a GenBank genome assembly
AUGUCGAUUAGUUCUAUUGAACAUUUGUCCAACGAAAUUUUUUAUGAAAUAUUCGAUUAUAUUGAUGGUAUUGAUAUAUAUGAAGCAUUUUCAAAUCUUAAUUCUCAUUUUCAACAACUUCUCAAUUCAUCAUCUCUUUCAUUGAAAAUUAAACUUCGAUCUUCAACAUUGAAUCAAAUAUUUAUGAAAAAUUAUCAACAAAUUCUUCUUCACAAUAAAUCUCAAAUAUUUUCCAUUAAUGUCUGGUUAUCUACAUUAAACAAUCAAUUUUUCACAUUAUUUCCUAUCGAUUUAUCAUUUAAUCAUCUCAAAUCACUGAUUAUUGAAGGACUUGAACCAAAUAUACUUAACUCAUUUCUCACUAAUUUAGCUUAUUUACCAUGUCUUUCUUCGUUAACUAUUAAGAGAUGGAAUCGUUUUACAAAUCUAAAUGGUAUUUAUCAAUUAGUGUUUGCUUUACCGACAUUAAGAUAUAAUAAGUUCUCUUUAAAUGAUAACAAAAGUUCAAUCUCACUUCCAACGGCUACUAAUAAUAAACAAUUGAGUACUAUCGAACAUCUUAUUAUUAAUCAUUCUUGUAAAUUCAAUGAGCUUUUUGCUAUAUUAUCUUAUACAUCUCAACUUCAUCGUCUCCAUUUUCGUGAUACUGAUGAUGAUGAUACUAAUAUUGGAGUUAUGUUACCAAUAACACUAUUAAAUUUUACACAUCUUUCUCUACGUAUAUACUCCACGACAUUUGAUAAUUUUGAAAUAUUUAUUCGAAAAAUACAUUCGAAAUUAAAAUUUUUACAUGUUAUUAUACGAUCGGAUAAUAUUGAUUAUCUUGAUGCUAAUAGAUGGCAACAAUUAAUUUUACAAUAUUUACCUCAAUUAGAAAAAUUUUAUUUCGAUUAUUAUAUAGUGUUUGAAGAUGAUAUUGAACCUUCAAUAUAUAUUGGAGAAUCUAAUCAAUUUUCUUCAUCAUUUUGGAUUGAUCGACAAUGGAUAUUUGAAAGUAAAAUUCGUAUGUAUGAAAUUAUAUAUUCAAUUCGUCCUUAUACAAAAAAAUGGUACGAAUAUGUACAACAUGAAAUUGUUAAUUCAUCAAUUCAACUUUUUCAAUCGGCUCAACUUGAACUUACCUUUAUUUUUUAUGGUGCAGAGUUGAAAUUCUUAAUUUCAAAUAUUAAUUUAGUUUUAACUGUAGCAGAUAUUUAUCAUUUGAAUAUUUCCGAUAGAACGAUCUCUGUUGGUGUAUUAAUUCAAAUCAUCUAUUUCUUACCUAAACUUAUUUCAUUAAAAAUUUGUUCGUUAUCAUUUUCACAAUCACGAAAUUUAUCGAAAAAACAAAUUGAAAGAUUUUUACAAAUAUCAGAAAGAAGUAAAAUUACAAAAGUUUAUUUUGAAACGACAAAUGAUAUCGAAGAAGUUUAUUUUCUCAUGCUACUUUGUCCUCAUAUGAAUUAUCUUCAAAUAAAUUCUAUUAAUAAUAUUAAUAUCAAAUUAUUUAUACGAAAUAUUUUAAUCAAAAUUAAUAAUGAUUGUAAUGAAUAUCUUCGUUUAUUAUUUAUUCAUAUUCCAACAGCAGAUAAUCAAAUGAUUAUAGAAUUGAAAAAAAUGAUUAGUAUGAAGAAAUUACUUGUGGAUUAUGAAAUAAAACGUGUAGUUGAUCAUAUCUACUUACAAUGGAGAUAA